CGGCGCGCGUCUCAAGGCGAUGGCGGAGCUCGACCCGAUCAAGGCCAUGAAGACGGCGUUCGACGAUGCCAAGACGCCCAAGACGCUCAAGACGCCGAAAUCGUCGGCUGCGACGCGCCAGUUUUUUGUCCAAGUGCUUUUGCCCGACGCGCCCGCGUUCUCGGCCAAGAUGUCGACCAAGGAGGCCUACAAGGAGCAUUUUACUGCGCUGCUCGUCGCCGAAGCCCAAGCCGCGGUCGCCUCUGGGAAACAAACGUUGCCCGCUACUUUCACCGGACUCGCAGCUUCGUUCGAAGGCGUCUCGGACCCCAACGUGGCGACGUUCAAGACGCUCGGCAAGAACUCGAUCAUUUCUGGCGACGUCGUCCGCCUCAAAGUCGACAACGCGCGACAUGCGAUCGGCAUCGUCGAGCGCGUGUACGGGCCCAUGAUCGACAUCGUCCUCCUCCAGGCGGACAAGAAGGCGCUUAACCUCCCGAAGGCCAAGGCGAUCGAAGCCAAGGUGAUCACGUCGCUGGUGACGACGCUGCGGAUGCUGGACGGCGUCGGCUCCGUCGACAAGUUGCCCGAGCACUUGCGCGACGUCGUGCUCAACCAGUCGAGCGCCGCCGCGACCGUCUCGGUGCUCAAGGCUGCUGCGACAACCCUGCGCGACGUUAUGCAGAAGUCGACCGGGUUGCCCAAGACGCCGACCAAGGGCAAGGGCAAGCAGUCGGUCAAGAAGACGAAGAUGCCCACGGACGACGAAGACGCCGUGCUGACGCUCUUGACGGACCUCGUCAAGAUGAAUUUGUCGGUCGAAAGCCUCGAGGUGACCCAGAUCCACGAGGUCGUGGCCGAGCUCGUCGACAAGGCCAAGGCGCCGACCGAAGAUAUUGCGAUGGCGGCGGCCACGCUCGACAACUUUUACAAGUUGCUCCUCACGCCAUUGCUCUAUGACGUGGACCGCUCGGUGGCUGGGCUCCUCGCGUCGGUGAUGAACUCGUCGCAGUUCCAGGCGCUGCGUCGCGGCCUCGGCAACCUCGAGACCGGUAUCUCGCUUUGGAAGGGGCCGCCGGGUACUGGCAAGACGACGACGAUCUGCGCCCUGCUCUCAGCUCUCCUCUCCAAGGCCUCGCCGUCCAAGGGCCGGCUCCCGAGUGUCCUCGUGACCUCGGAUUCGAACGCCGCGAUCGAUGAGAUCAUCGAGCGCGUCUUCUCGGUCGGCAUCUACCUCGUCGGCCACCCUGCAAAGGUCCAAGCGCAACUGCCGCGCCCGAAGGAUCUGCCGCAGCCCGCGCUCACGGCCGUCAAGAUGGGCAGUCGACAUGGCGCGCGGGACAUUGGCCUCGCGACGGCGGCCGAGCACUACAAGGCCGAGAUCAACGACGCGCUCCGCCAGCUUCCCGCCAACGACAAGCGCGUCAUGGACCUCCACGUCGAGAAGGACCGAAGCAAGUCGGAGCUCUUGGCGCGCAUUGCGGACAAGGCCAACAUCGUCUUUGCGACGCAUUCAUCGUGCGCGGGUUCCGACAUGGCGAUCAAGCUCCGGCAAUCGGGCUUUGACGCGGUCAUUGUCGACGAGGGCGGCCAAGCCACCGAGCCGAGCUCGCUUCUCGCGCUCCUCGCGCAGGCCGGUCGGUUCUUUUUCGUUGGCGACACCAAGCAGCUCGCGCCGACGGUGCUCAGCAAGGCUGCAGAGGAGCACGGCUUGGCCGUCUCGCUCAUGGAGCGCUUGGAAGGGUAUCUGCCCGUGACGAUGCUCAACGAGCAACACCGCAUGCACCCCUUUAUGAGUGCAUUCACGACCAAGGCGUUCUACGACGGUGGCUUGACGGACGCGCCGGCGAUCGCGCGACGUGUGCUGGCCCAAGACCCGGCCAUGUACGCGCACCCGAUGUUCCAGCCGCUCACAGUCGUCGACAUUGCCGGUGUCGAGAAGCUCGUCGGCACGUCCAAGUACAACGACGCCGAAGCUACGUUUUGCAUCGACCAGAUCGAGCAACUCAUGAUGACAUACCCGCGCGUCCAGAGCGGCGAGUGGAGCAUCGGCAUCAUCACGCCGUACAAGCCGCAAGUGCGCAAGCUUGUGGCCGCCAUUGACGCCAAGAUGGCGACUACGAUGAUGGACCCCAAGCCGUGGGCCAGCAUUGAGGUGUCGUCAGUCGACGGCUUCCAAGGCCGCGAGAAGGACAUUAUCAUCGUGUCGUGCGUCACGAGUGGCAAGAUGGGCUUCCUCGCCGACGACCGCCGCACGAACGUCAUGACAUCGCGCAGCCGCCGCUUCUGCCUCAUCAACUGCAAUGCCUCGGCGCUCCAAGGCCACGCGACGUGGCGCAAGCUGUUGGCGCACGCCAAGCACAAGUGCGCGUUUGUCGACGCCGGCACCAAGAGUUUUGCGGCCGUGUGGGCCGAGACCGAGGCGGACGACGACCUCAAGGCCCGCGUCUUCCACCAGCACGCGACGCUCCGUGCGACGCUCGAGCAACGCGAAGAAGAAAAGGCCGACCCGAACGAGGAAGAGAAGAAGGCCCCGGACGAGCAAGAGACCAAACACGAGACGCUUUAUGACGCCAAGCGCAAGCGCCGCGACAGUCCCAAGGUACGUCUCUACUACAACGCCUUGGAUCUCAUUUGUCUCGGCCACUAG
Saprolegnia diclina VS20 is the source of this 2629-nucleotide messenger RNA. RefSeq lists its product as hypothetical. NCBI's taxonomy places the organism in Eukaryota, Oomycota, Saprolegniomycetes, Saprolegniales, Saprolegniaceae. The record is from RefSeq and is a predicted model, not a curated record. Gene Ontology annotation, molecular function: helicase activity. The transcript is spliced from 11 exons. The coding region runs from base 20 to 2629 and encodes 869 amino acids.